GCUUCUACCAGCUGUGCCUGGACAACCCAAACCACUUUGGCUUCAUGCAGGUGUACCUGAACUUCGGGGUCUACUACGAAGGCUUCGACGGGGAAAACAAGCAGCAGGAGAGGAAAGAGCUGAACAACACCCUGGAGGCAAUCGAGGUCAGCAUCGAGAAGCUGCAGCUCCACGUCUUCCACAUGUGGCGGUUCUACAACUUCGCCCGGAUGCGGAAAGGGGCCGACGCCUUCCUCCUGGAGUCCAACUACAACUACGUCAACUGGUGGUCGAUGGCUCAGAGCUGCGUCAUCGUCCUCUCCGGGUUCCUGCAGCUCUUCUUCUUGAAGCGCCUCUUCCAUGUGCAGAGCCCCAGCAGGCAGAAGUGCUAG
This is a messenger RNA of Pterocles gutturalis (yellow-throated sandgrouse), 371 nucleotides long. It is a transcript of the gene TMED6, whose product is annotated as transmembrane emp24 protein transport domain containing 6. The record is from RefSeq and is a predicted model, not a curated record. Lineage: Eukaryota; Metazoa; Chordata; Aves; Pterocliformes; Pteroclidae. The transcript is spliced from 2 exons. Gene Ontology annotation, cellular component: endoplasmic reticulum; COPII-coated ER to Golgi transport vesicle; endoplasmic reticulum-Golgi intermediate compartment. The annotation marks the transcript as partial. Gene Ontology annotation, biological process: Golgi organization; intracellular protein transport; endoplasmic reticulum to Golgi vesicle-mediated transport.